CCGCCGGCGGCGGCGCGCUCCGAGGCCUCGGCGGCUGCGAGGGAAGGAUGGUAGUUGUAGCGUUGCCACAGGUGGGUGGUCUGGGCGUACGCGAUUUGCGUAACGGAAGACCCGGCCAGGCAGGGACUUUGCGGAGAAAAGUGUGUAAGCGGGGCGCCGAUCCACGCAGUUGGAGUACGGAAGGAGGCAGCGGCGGAGAGACGGCCAAGCUGUAUGUAGCUGAUCUUCUCGGGCACUAUGGACAAGAAUAUGAAAGAGAACCAUUCUGGAUACCCUGGUCGCGCUGCGAAGAUUGCUAAUCCCAUUGGUGAUGGCCCAAAACGUGUCCCUGUGCCUCAGCAUUCUGCCCAGAGCCGGUUGCUGAACAGCAGAGUUCAAGCACAACGUGUUCUGUGUCCUUCAAACUUUGCCCAGCGAGUUCCUGUGCAAUCACAACAAUCUGUACAGUCAAACCAAAAACUGUCUAAUAACCAGACAACGCAGCACCCCCGACCAAAAUUUCUGGUCCAAGCGACUGCUAGGCCUCAAGUUCCAAGCAAGCAUAAUGAAAAACCUCAACAGGCUCCAGCACCUGCAAAAAAUUCUGAAGCAGAAAGCACCUCUAAAAAGAAAAAUGAAGAGACGGCUAAAAAGAAAAAUGAAGAGACUAAAAAAAGGCAAUGGUCUCUUGAUGACUUUGAAAUUGGUCGUCCUCUGGGGAAAGGAAAAUUUGGAAAUGUGUACCUGGCACGUGAAAAGCAGAGCAAAUUUAUUCUCGCGCUGAAAGUGCUCUUUAAAACACAGCUUGAGGAAGCUGGUGUAGAACAUCAACUACGAAGAGAAGUUGAAAUACAGUCUCAUCUUAGGCACCCCAACAUUCUCAGAUUAUAUGGCUACUUCCAUGAUGUUACAAGAGUCUACCUUAUUCUAGAAUAUGCACCUCGUGGAGAAGUCUACAAAGAACUUCAGAAGCUUACCAAGUUUGAUGAGCAAAGAACUGCUACUUACAUAACAGAAUUAGCAGAUGCCCUAUCAUACUGUCAUUCAAAGAGUGUGAUUCACCGAGACAUCAAACCAGAAAACUUGCUGCUUGGCUCAAACGGAGAAUUAAAAAUUGCUGACUUUGGAUGGUCUGUGCAUGCUCCAUCUUCUAGGAGAACAACUCUCUGUGGGACACUUGACUAUUUGCCUCCUGAAAUGAUUGAGGGAAGAACACAUGAUGAAAAGGUGGAUAUUUGGAGCCUGGGAGUUCUGUGCUAUGAAUUCCUUGUAGGGAAACCACCUUUUGAAGCAGAAACAUAUCAGGAAACCUACAGAGCUAUUUCCAAGGUGGAAUUCAAGUUUCCUCCAUUUGUAACAGAAGGUGCAAGGGAUUUAAUUUCAAAGCUUCUGAAGCAUAACCCAUUCUGUCGACUGCCCCUGAAGGAUGUACUACUUCAUCCCUGGAUUACAGCAAACUCUACAAAGAUGCCCAACAGCAGAAAGAGUGAUGUUGCUGCCCCAUCCAGAACAUAGUCAUAGCAGGGAUCAACAAGAGGAGUCUUGUACUGUGACUACUGUAAUACUUACGAUAUGAAAAGCAGGUCUUGGAAUCUAAUGGCAAUUGGAAUGCAAAUCUUUGGAUUGGCCGUCUCCUUAAACUCUAAUUGCAAUGUAAAAUUAUUUGACUUCUAGCUGGAGGUUGUGGAAUACUUAAUAUACUUGAAAUCCAGUUGCAUGUGGGCCAGGUUUGUUGAUGUAAGUAUUAAGCUGUUCAAAGCUCUUAUGAUGUGGUCUGUCCUGGUAAUGGUUCAUUGUUCUAACAACAAGAGGAAGUUGUCGUUCUACCUUAUUGGACAGUGCAAUAUCCUGGAGAUACCUGCCUCCUAACUUACUGGGCUGCUAAGGGUAUCAUAACUGUGGUGUAAUCUGAAACUGAGUAAGGUGAAUGCAUUUCUCUAAGUGUCCUAAAAAUGAUGUGUGCAUUAUUUUUGUCUCUAUUUUGUCUUAAAUGUGAGCACUCAACUUUUAAAAUAAAGACUUGUUAUAUACUGCCACCAGCAUGGUAACAUUCCUUAUGGCAUUAUCCUUCCACUGGCUGUCUCUCUAACUACUUGUCUUUACCAUCAGUACAGCUUGACUCCUCAUCUGUGAUCACAAAAUAAGUUUGCUUCCCACCUCUGUCAAAAACGAUGCUGGUAUAAAGUUCUUGCUCAAAGUGCUGGUACUACAAAGUAUGUGUGGUCACUUACAAUUCUGCAGUCACAACACAGGAUUACAAGGUAAGUACCAAAUGUGUUGCUACUUACCUUAUGGGUUUUCUACAACCCUUGAAACCUAGGCCUGCUGCUUUCUUCCUUUUUUUUUUUUAUGCAGUUAUUCAAAGACAACAUGGUCUGAAAGCACUUCUAAGAGAAAGGUCUGGAAAGUAUUGUUAUCAAACAGGAUAUGUAACAGGAACUAAUGUUAAUGUCUGGUGUU
Messenger RNA from Harpia harpyja (harpy eagle), 2439 nucleotides. RefSeq names its product aurora kinase A (gene AURKA). Gene Ontology annotation, biological process: mitotic centrosome separation; meiotic spindle organization; regulation of cytokinesis. The transcript has 9 exons. Gene Ontology annotation, cellular component: chromosome passenger complex; spindle midzone; spindle microtubule. Gene Ontology annotation, molecular function: protein kinase activity; ATP binding. The record is from RefSeq and is a predicted model, not a curated record. Lineage: Eukaryota; Metazoa; Chordata; Aves; Accipitriformes; Accipitridae. Bases 238 to 1494 code for a protein of 418 amino acids.